GCAAUAUCUGCUCCUACCUCGCUGCUGGAGCACUUACAAACCGUUCUCUGGGAUUUCACAUUUCUUCGAGACUACACACCGCAGGAUGACGAGGUAAUUGUUGACCUGGUAGCAAAUAAACUUACAUCCACGCGUGCUUUGUUCAGGAUCGCCGCACUCUACUUGACCCAUCAGCGCCAAAAGGACAUGCAAAACUGCUGGUUAUCUCGAUCAUACUCUGCCCCAGCCUUCCCCACUCCGUCGGAAUACGAGAUUCUCCGCAUGGGCAACGCAAAUCAGCUGCUGGACUCUAUACCGGACCGCGUCAAAACUGAAUAUUCUGACGAUUCCCGACGUAUGUGUUUCCAUGCCGCUACCAAUCUUCUCUCGAGGUCGAGCCUCGCACGAGGACGGACAGCUGUGCCAUACACCAGCGCGUGCCUCAUUCGACGAGACCCUCAAACUUAGGACUCGAGAACCCGUAUAAAGGGUACACGGCCUUCUUUCGGACAAGCUCACAACCAAGAGUCCAUCUCUUCCGUGUUACACCAGUCCCCGGUCGGCUCUCUUCAAUCGACUGUUACUAUGUUCCCCACCAAUGCCCUCCUCUCCCUCUGCCUGAUCGCAAGCGCUGUUGUAGCAUCGCCUAUGAAGCGCGAGCCCAAGUUCUCGCUCUCCUUUGCGACCCGCCUUCAGAAGCUCGAUAAUGGUCAAACACUCCCUGACAUCGACCGGGCCCGUGCUGCCUCUCUCAAGGCAACAGGCCACAGAAAGCGCGACGGCACCGUCAGCGUUACUAAUGCUGCAAUCAGCUACACUGCCAGCGUUGGUGUUGGCGAGCCCGCUACUCAGUACAAUCUCUUGAUUGAUACUGGGUCAGCGAACACCUGGAUCGGUGCUUCUACCACGUACAACCCCACUUCUUCCUCCAUGGAUUCCGGCAACACUGUCAACGUCACUUAUGGCUCUGGGUCCUUCUCCGGCGAGGAAUACACUGACACCGUUACCCUCAGUGAGGGUCUCGUCAUCAAGAGCCAGUCUAUCGGCGUUGCUUCUACCUCUCAGGGCUUCCAGGGCGUCGACGGUAUCCUUGGCAUUGGUCCAUUCGCCCUCACCCAGGGAACCUUGAACAAACUUGACAUCGUAGUUACCGUGACCGAAAACCUCCAAUCCCAGGGAACGAUCAGCACCGACGCAGUCGGCAUCUACUUUGCCCCUGCCGCGAGCGAUGACUCGUCAGGCGAGCUCAGCUUCGGCGGCCCCGACAGCUCCAAGACGACCUCGGACGUCGCCUACGUCCCGCUCACGCUCACCUCCCCCGCGUCGCACUACUGGGGCAUUGACCGAUUCGUCUCCUAUGGAUCGCAGACGAUCCUCGGCUCGACUACAGGCAUUGUCGACACCGGAACUACCCUAUACACCGGCGCGCAGACCGACUCCGCCACCGGCCUGCUGAAGAUCACGAACGACCAAUACAACAAACUCCAGGACCUCAACUUCAACAUCGGCGGCACGAACUACCCCCUCACCGCGAAUGCGCAGAUCUUCCCCCGCUCUCUGAACAGCCAAAUCGGCGGCGAUGCCGACUCGAUCUACCUCAUUGUUGCUGACCUGGGAACCGAGUCUGGUCAGGGUCUCGACUUCAUCAACGGAUACUCAUUCCUUGAACGCUAUUCAGUCUACGAUACCACCAACAAGCAGUUUGGAAUCGCCAAGACUACCAACACCGAUGCCACUUCCAGCUAAUAAAGUCAGAGUGAAUUCAUAUCUUUUUUCGGGUACUUGGUAAUCAUUUCAGCCCGGUUAUCCGUGGGCUACGUAGCUGUACUACAGGUGUAGCAUUAGCUUUAGUUCCCUUAUAAGCAUUUCG
This is a messenger RNA of Coniophora puteana RWD-64-598 SS2, 1849 nucleotides long. Its product is annotated as acid protease. The transcript is spliced from 5 exons. NCBI's taxonomy places the organism in Eukaryota, Fungi, Basidiomycota, Agaricomycetes, Boletales, Coniophoraceae. Gene Ontology annotation, molecular function: aspartic-type endopeptidase activity. The coding region runs from base 565 to 1725 and encodes 386 amino acids. Gene Ontology annotation, biological process: proteolysis. The record is from RefSeq and is a predicted model, not a curated record.